CGGCACCGACACCGACACCGACACCGGGCCGAGCCGCCCGGUACGGGGCACCGCGCCACGGAUUCCAGCGGGAACCUCCUUCCCCCACCUAACCGGAAAAAAGGCCUGGCUUAUGUCUGUAUAUGUGUGUGUCCCUGUGUGAGCACCAGGACCAGGUGCUGACAGUCACUGGCUGGGAGGACUGGGAUGAGUUUGGAAUCUGGACUGUCCUGGACUGUCUGAGGUGCUCCAUCUGUGAAUGUCUGCACACUCCUGGGCUUCCAUCUCUGCCAGAGGCACCUUUCACCUCUGGAUAAAGCUGUUCUUCAGUUUUGCUUUGCAGAGCAAGUUCCUGCAGAAAAGGAAGAUGGGAUCUCAUUUCCCCAGAGGCUGUUGAGUCACGUGUCGCCUCGAGAGCCACUGUUAGGUGUCCCCAUGUCCCUUGCCAGGACAUGCCAUCCCUCCUGGUGCCUGCCCCUUCCUGACUGACUCCUGCCCAGCCUGGACACCUGUGUGCCCCCUUUGCCAUUCAAAGCUGUGCCUUCAAGCGUGCUGAGAAACAAAUGGGAGCUCAAGGUGCUCUGUCACAGAAACCAAUGCUUGCUGCCAGCCAUGUCCCCAGCUGAGCGGGUUCCACUGCCCUCUGUCCCCAGGGCCUGUGCCAGUAGCCACUCUGGGAUUUGCUGAGCCACAGGGUUCAUGUUGAGCGUGCUGUGUUUUAGGGUUUUGAGGAAAAUGCAGAGGCGGCACAGCAGCAACACGGACAGCGUGCCUCCUGAAAGGAGCCGGAGCCAGACGCUGAGCUCUGAGGCCAGCGUGGACGAGAGCGGAGUGUUCGAGAGCCUCAAGGCCGAGGCCGCCUCCCCUCAGCAGCUCUUCUCGGGGCUGGCCGGCCUCCCCGCCGCCUCCAUCGCCGCCGCGCCCUUCCCGGCGGGGCUGGUGCUGGGCUCGGCGGCCGGAGGGGGAGAAGUCUUCAUCCAGAUGCCGGCCCCGAGGGACGAGGGCGCCGGUCGAGCCGAGGGGGCCCCGUUCCACCACCGGGCCCCGGCGCAUCCCUUCCAGCACGGGCACCACCGCGGCUCCUCGCUGCUGCACAUGGCGGGCGGCGAGCGGCACGGGCACGGCGAGGAGGGCGCCGAGGAACAGGCAGGGACGCCGGCCCCGGCUCUCUCCGAGCUCAGAGCUGUCGUUGGGUGGCUGCAGAAGGGACUUCCCUUCAUCUUGAUCCUCCUGGCUAAAGUUUGUUUCCAGCACAAGCUUGAGCCUUUCCCUGCAGGAAUUGCUGUGUGCAUUGGCAUGGCCAGCACCUUUGCCUACGCCAACUCCACGCUCCGAGAACAGGUGGCUCUGAAGGAGAAGAGAUCAGUGCUGGUUGUCUUCUGGAUCCUGGCCUUCCUCACUGGAAACACCCUGUACUUGCUUUACACAUUCAGCUCUCAGCAGCUGUACAACAGCCUAAUAUUCCUGAAACCCAACCUGGACAGGCUGGACUUCUUUGACCUGAUGUGGAUUGUGGGCAUUGCAGACUUUGUGCUGAAGUACCUCACCAUUGCCCUGAAAUGCCUCGUGGUGGCCCUGCCCAAGAUCAUCCUCGCUGUCAAGUCAAAGGGAAAGUUUUAUCUGAUUAUUGAGGAGCUGAGCCAGCUGUUCCGCUCGCUGGUGCCCAUCCAGCUGUGGUACAAAUACAUCAUGGGGGAUGAUCCCUCCAGCAGCUACUUCCUGGGUGGCAUCCUCAUCAUCAUGUACAGCCUCUGCAAGUCUUUUGACAUCUGUGGCCGUGUGGGAAGUGUCAGGAAGGCACUGAAGGUCCUUUGCACCCCCCAGACCUAUGGGGUCCGUGCCACGAGCCAGCAGUGCAGUGAGGCAGGAGACAUCUGUGCCAUCUGCCAGGCAGAGUUCAGGGAACCUCUGAUCCUUCUGUGCCAGCACGUGUUCUGUGAGGAGUGCCUGUGCCUCUGGUUCGACCGGGAGAAGACGUGUCCCCUGUGCCGCUCGGUCACCGUGGAGACGCUGCGCUGCUGGAAGGACGGCACCACCUCUGCCCACCUGCAGGUCUACUGACAGACAGACAGACAGACAGACAGCAGGGCAGCCCUGCCCUCCUGCAGGUGUACUGACAGACAGACAGACAGACAGACAGCAGGGCAGCCCUGCCCUCCUGCAGGUGUACUGACAGACAGACAGACAGACAGCCAGCAGGGCACCUCUGCCCUCCUGCAGGUGUACUGACAGACAGACAGACAGCCAGCAGCCCUGCUCUCCUGCAGGUGCACUGACUGACUGCAGGGCAGCUCACCAGGCACAGAGCAGGACAAUGCCAGGAUCCCUGCUCAGUUCUGUCUGUCUUUAUUCCAGCUCUGAGCCAACAGAACAAUUGUGACUGGCCAGAACCUUUACCCUGGAGGGCAGGGGAGGUGUGGGUUAUGUUGUGGUAAACUCCAGGGUGUUUUUGGAGCUUACAGGGUUGUGAAGUGUCUGGGAUGUUUCCUGUUUUCCUUUCAGUAUGGACAAGCACAGCACGUCCAGGGCAGGCUGUGAGUGCUGAACAAAGCUGUGCUCUGGCUGAGGAGCUCCACAUCACCUGGCCCUGCACUCCCUGAGUCCAUCACCUCACAGAAUUACACAGCACCUCUCUCUGAGAACUCUUCCCAAGCAGGGCUUCAGAACCUCCUGUCCAUAGCUGCAGUUGCAGAAAUGUCAUUUCCCAGUUGAUUCCACAAAUGGCACGUGCUGUCACCUUAGGAACAUCACAGGGAGCUUGGGAAGGCCCCUGCCAGUGAAGCUGGAAAUGACACCUCCUUUCCCUGGAAAUGUUCUUCCUCUUUCAUUUCCACAGUGAGACUUUCUGAUUUCCCAGUCUCUGGGGAGAGCAGAGGGAGCUUGAAGUUGAGUUGUGUUUGUCUGGAUGGAAAUCCAGCCCCUGUCUAAGAGCAUGUCACAAACUCAGUGUCCCUGCCCUGUGCUCCUCAGCCAGGACCUGCCUGGCUCCUCCAGCAGGGAAAACCAGAGCCUUGAGCUUCAGCAGGAGCUCCUGAGGAAGGAGAUCCCUGGCAGGAAUUAACAGGAAUUACCCAAUCCUUGUGGCUGAGCUCUCUGCUGAGCUUCUCCAGCAGCACAAGCCCUCAGAGGGAGGAGCUGCUGUUUGUUCUGGAGCUUUCCCUGUCCCCAAACCACCCCAGGAGCAGCAGCAUCCCCAGCUCAUUGCCAUGGAAAUGGCUGAAGGUGACAGCCCCACCUGAGCCAUCAGCAGGAAGAGGCUCCUGAGGGAAGGAGGUUCUGGCUGUGCUGAUGGAAACUCCACAGGGAGGAAUUAAAGCAAACAGAAGCUGAUGGGAACAGGAGUUCAGCUGUGGAAAUAAUCUCAGUGUGGCUGAGGAGGAGUGGUGAGAGCAGAGCCUGAGCUGGGCAGAGUCCAGACCUGGCUUGGGAGGUCCAGGGAAGCAGAGCAGGAAAAGCUUUAAUUUCCAAGCCAAAGUGAUGUCAAAUUCUUGUCUAAUGGACCCUGUGAAAGUGGAGAACUAAGCCAAGGAAUCUCAGUGCUCUCUGCAAUGGGAAUAGAUCCCUGUCUUUGGGAUGGGAGAGAGUUCAGAAUGGCAGGGAGCAGGGUUUUCAUUGGGCAUAACAAAUGUGAUGUGUGAUAGCCUGGAAUAUUCAGCAGGAAAAGGGAAAUCAGUGAUUCCAUGGGCAGGGAGGUUCUGAAAGGCCUCAGUGUCACUGCAGUGCCAGUGAACCCAAAGCUUGGUGUUCCUGCUUUCAAAUUGUUUGAAAAGCUGCUUCUCAUUCUGAAUUUUUUUCUCUAAAUGCUUCUGGAAAAUGUGUUUGGAGGAGUGUAGGAAAAGCUCAGUAGGAAAGUGUGGGAUACACUGCUUCAAAAUUAGGUUUUUAUUGGUGGUAAGGCAGGAAAUCAAAGGCAAAGUGUGGGUUUGCAUUCUUAAAUUUUGGGAUGUUGUUUUUGGGAGGAUGGUCCUAACCUUCUCCUAGAACAUGAGACUUGGACCAGAAAGCAUCCAGGGGAAACUUCAGUUCCAAUGACUGUUGAUUUCCAUGGGAAAACAGGGAAAGCUGUGGAAGGAAAUUCCUUAGAGAGAGGAAAUAAAACCCAGAGCCUUUUUUUGCCAUUGAACAGUUAUUUUUCUUUUUUUUUUAAUAAAUUCCUUAUAAAUAUGUACAAAGAGUCUCAGCAUAUGAAAUUCCUUUUACAAAAGAGAGAAGCCCCAUCCAGCCAGGACCAGGAGCCUCCUGGAGCUCCAGGAACUCUGAGCACAGGCCCUGCCCUUGCUUUGGUGAGGGGGAAACCUGCACAGUGACCCUGCUGGAGUUUCAUCCCAAUGGUUCUGGAUCAGCAAAAUGCCAGGAAUUGGGCAUUCCCUGCCUGUCAUUCCCUGGGCAAUGCCACUGGCAGAGACUGGGGAAUUCCCAGUGGCCUCAGGACUAAGGAGGAUGGGAGGGAUUUGGGAUAAACUGGUGAAUGACUGGAAAAGGGAUGCUGUAAAAACCCAAGGAGUUAAAUCCCACUGCAGCUGGGUUUGCUCUGCUUGCUGCCACCUGUAACUGCUGAUGGAGUAAUUAAUAAAGGUGUAAGUAAUAA
Agelaius phoeniceus (red-winged blackbird) is the source of this 4567-nucleotide messenger RNA. The record is from RefSeq and is a predicted model, not a curated record. NCBI's taxonomy places the organism in Eukaryota, Metazoa, Chordata, Aves, Passeriformes, Icteridae.